Messenger RNA from Culicoides brevitarsis, 1299 nucleotides. Its product is annotated as delta-aminolevulinic acid dehydratase. Gene Ontology annotation, biological process: heme biosynthetic process. Gene Ontology annotation, cellular component: cytosol. NCBI's taxonomy places the organism in Eukaryota, Metazoa, Arthropoda, Insecta, Diptera, Ceratopogonidae. The record is from RefSeq and is a predicted model, not a curated record. Bases 92 to 1090 code for a protein of 332 amino acids. The transcript has 2 exons. Gene Ontology annotation, molecular function: zinc ion binding; porphobilinogen synthase activity.
AUUUGACGUUUGGCACUAUUUCACUUUGGUCGUGUUUUUGGCUCUGCAAAAAAAAUUCGAACGAGCCUCCAUCGGAAUUUCUAACUAAAAAAUGUCUCUAACGAAGUUGCAUCCGAGUCUUUUCCAUCCGACGCUGCGAAAAAUGCACGAAGCUGACGUCCAAAUCCUGCCACACAACUUGAUGUAUCCAAUUUUUCUGGUGGAAAAAGACGACGAUGUGCAACCAAUUCCGAGCAUGCCGGGUGUCUGUCGUUACGGAAUAAAUUCUCUGAAGGAACAUCUCGCUCCGUUAGUUGAUCUCGGUUUGAGUUCAAUUUUACUUUUUGGCAUAAUUGACGAUGCCUCGAUGAAAGACGAUCAAGCAACGAGCGCCGAUUCCUUUUACAACCCCGUAAUUCGUGCACUGCCGCAAUUACGUAAAUGGUUCCCCAAUUUGCUGAUUGCAUGCGACGUUUGUUUGUGUCCGUAUUCGCGUCACGGUCAUUGUGGUAUCUUGCAUGCGGAUGGCACGAUAGAUAACGACAAAAGUAUCGAACGAAUUGCUCAAGUGGCUGUCAAUUAUGCGAAAGCAGGGGCGCACAUCGUUGCUCCCUCCGACAUGAUGGACAAUCGAAUAUUCGCGAUAAAAAAAUUCCUGCGUCACGAGCAACUCGAAGGAAAAGUCAACGUUCUCUCGUAUUCCGUGAAAUUCGCGUCGAGCUUUUACGGCCCAUUUCGGGACGCAGCGAAGAGCAAACCGGCAUUCGGUGAUCGAAAAUGUUACCAAUUGCCCUACGGAUCACGAGGAUUGGCAAAAAGAGCCGCAAAACGCGAUGUUGAGGAAGGCGCCGACAUGCUGAUGGUCAAACCGGGCAUGCCAUACCUCGAUAUUGCCCGUCAAACGAAAGAUGAGUUCCCGCAUUUGCCACUUUUUGUGUAUCAAGUGUCGGGAGAGUACGCGAUGAUUUAUAACGCAGCGAAAAUGGGAUCGUGUGACCUCAGAACGAUGCUAACGGAAGUCCUGGCAGGCAUGCGAAGAGCUGGAAGCGAUUGUAUCAUAACGUAUUUCGUGCCGCAACUGCUGCAAUGGAUGAAGGGAGGCGCUUUGUAGUAAAUUUAGCAGGUUUUAAGCAACGAGACUUAACUUUCUUACAAAAAAACACACAAAAAUAGUGGUAAUAGUUCAAUUUUUAUUAGCUUUAUUGGCUAUUUUUUACAAAUUUUUUUUAUAUGGCUUGUUAAAUAAUAUUUAUUAUUUUUUUUGUUGGCUUUCUGGUACAAGGUCGAAUUUUUUUAGUUUUUUUUUAUAAUAUUUACAAC